GGGCGAGGCGGGGCGCCGCGGGAGCAACACUGAGACGCCAUUUUCGGCGGCGGGAGAGGCGCAGGCAGCCGAGCGGGACUGGCUGGGUCGGCUCCGCUGCCGCUGCGAGGAGGAGCCGCGGGGCUGGGCUCGGCGGCCGAGGGGACAGCGCGCGGGCGGCUGAGGAUGCUACGGGGCGGCGGCGCCCCUCGCUCGUGACUGCUGCGCCGCGCCUCACACAGCCGAGGCGGGCUCGGCGCGCGGUUGCUGCUCCGCGCGCGCGCGCCCGGCGGCGCUCCAGGUGCUGACAGCGCGAGAGAGCGCGGCCCUCAGGAGCAGGACGAAUGUAUGACAACAUGUCCACAAUGGUGUACAUAAAGGAAGACAAGUUGGAGAAGCUUACGCAGGAUGAAAUUAUUUCUAAAACAAAGCAAGUAAUUCAGGGGCUGGAAGCUUUGAAGAAUGAGCACAAUUCCAUUUUACAAAGUUUGCUGGAGACCCUGAAGUGUUUGAAGAAAGAUGAUGAAAGUAACCUGGUGGAGGAGAAAUCAAACAUGAUCCGGAAGUCACUGGAGAUGUUGGAGCUCGGCCUGAGUGAGGCACAGGUUAUGAUGGCUUUGUCAAAUCACCUGAAUGCUGUGGAGUCCGAGAAGCAGAAACUACGUGCGCAGGUUCGUCGUCUGUGCCAGGAGAAUCAGUGGCUACGGGAUGAAUUGGCCAACACGCAGCAGAAACUGCAGAAGAGCGAGCAGUCUGUGGCUCAACUGGAGGAGGAGAAGAAGCAUCUGGAGUUUAUGAAUCAGCUAAAAAAAUAUGAUGACGACAUUUCCCCAUCCGAGGACAAAGACACUGAUUCUACCAAAGAGCCUCUGGAUGACCUUUUCCCCAAUGAUGAAGACGACCCAGGGCAAGGAAUCCAGCAGCAGCACAGCAGUGCAGCCGCGGCUGCCCAGCAGGGCGGCUACGAGAUCCCCGCACGGCUGCGGACACUCCACAACCUGGUGAUCCAGUACGCCUCGCAGGGACGCUACGAGGUAGCUGUGCCCCUCUGCAAGCAGGCCCUGGAGGACCUGGAGAAGACUUCGGGACAUGACCACCCGGACGUGGCCACCAUGCUCAACAUCCUGGCCUUGGUGUACAGGGAUCAGAAUAAAUACAAAGAUGCAGCUAACCUGCUGAAUGAUGCCUUGGCUAUUCGUGAGAAAACUUUGGGCAAAGACCAUCCUGCGGUCGCGGCGACUUUGAAUAACCUUGCAGUCCUUUAUGGUAAAAGAGGAAAGUACAAAGAAGCAGAGCCGUUGUGCAAAAGAGCUCUGGAAAUCCGAGAAAAGGUUUUGGGGAAGGAUCACCCCGAUGUUGCCAAGCAGUUAAAUAACUUGGCCUUACUGUGCCAGAACCAGGGCAAGUAUGAAGAAGUAGAAUAUUAUUAUCAAAGAGCCCUCGAGAUCUACCAGACAAAACUGGGACCUGAUGACCCCAACGUGGCUAAGACAAAAAAUAACCUGGCAUCCUGCUAUCUGAAACAAGGAAAGUUCAAGCAAGCAGAAACACUGUACAAAGAGAUUCUCACUCGUGCACAUGAAAGGGAGUUUGGUUCUGUAGAUGAUGAAAAUAAACCCAUCUGGAUGCAUGCUGAAGAAAGAGAAGAAUGCAAAGGAAAGCAAAAAGAUGGAACGUCUUUUGGAGAGUAUGGCGGCUGGUACAAAGCCUGCAAAGUUGAUAGUCCAACUGUUACAACCACUCUAAAAAACCUUGGGGCACUUUACAGACGUCAAGGCAAAUUUGAAGCUGCAGAAACAUUAGAAGAAGCUGCCAUGAGGUCUCGUAAACAGGGUCUUGACAAUGUUCACAAACAGAGGGUGGCCGAAGUGCUCAAUGACCCUGAGAACAUGGAGAAGCGCAGGAGCCGUGAGAGCCUCAACGUGGACGUGGUCAAGUACGAGAGUGGCCCUGACGGAGGGGAGGAAGUGAGUAUGAGCGUAGAGUGGAACGGGGAUGGCACUGGAUCUUUAAAACGCAGUGGUUCCUUUAGCAAACUCCGGGCUUCCAUUAGACGCAGCAGUGAGAAGCUGGUUAGGAAGCUGAAGGGAGGAAGUUCACGAGAGAGUGAGCCAAAGAACCCCGGCAUGAAGCGUGCCAGCUCUCUGAAUGUCCUUAACGUGGGUGGCAAGGCUGCUGAAGAUCGCUUUCAAGAACGAAAUAAUUGUCUGGCCGACUCGCGAGCUCUGAGUGCCAGCCACACUGACCUGGCCCACUGAGGGCCGGCAGGGCUAGGGAACCUGCCUUGGGAGUGUGAGACUGCCCUGCCCUGCCACGCCCUCACCGCCCUGCCCGGAGGCGCCAGCCGCACUCCUUGGCUUCCUUUCCUAGAUAGUGACGUCCACCAACCUUGGAGGUGCCUUUUCAAAACACCCGGGCGACCUUGCCCCAGCAUUCUGUUACCCGGCCUGCAGUCUCAGUGCCAGGAGCCGCCUCGACCGCGACCCGGCCAGGCUGGCCCACAGAGGCCGAGGUGGCCUCAGCACGCUGGGGGGCGGCUCCUGCUUACGGAUGCUGUUGCAUUUCCUGCCUGCCACCUUUUUGCCAGGACCCCAAACUCUCUUUAAAUUAUAACGUUGUAAUAAGGCUAUAAAUUAAGAACCUGGAAACAUGAAGUACCCCUUUCAGAACGAGAGGCAUUUAGUGAUCUGCGGCAGUAAAGCCUGAAGUGUAGUGGACCUCCUGGUCAGUGGGCAGUGAAUCCCCUCCCAGCAGGAGCAUCUUCUGGGUCUCUGUUUCCGAGGUCCCCGGGCCUGGGGCCCCAUGCCCACCCCUUUUGAGCAGUGUUCUCUCUCCUGGAGGCCCCUGCACACGAAGCCCAUAGAGACGUGUGUUUCACUUUUUAAAAGCGUACGCUUUAUAGAAUGAGGGCGCACAGUGGACUUUGACAGGAACCUUUUCAAAUCAGUGCUGAGGCUGUAUUUCUUAGCUGUCCACAGACUAGCCCAUAGGUAAAGAGCCUACAAAACAGAUGCUGAGGUGAGCAGUGAUUCCAAAGACUGGCGCUCAGAAGCGCCACCUCCAUGCCAGCCAGCUAGGCUAUGGAACAGAGGGGCGGUCUGAAACACUGGCCAUCCCGUGGGAGGUCAGCUUGGCGCUGUCACGUAACAGGGCGGGUGAUGGCACAGCAGAGGCUCACACUUGUCACCUUCAGUCCCUGGAAGCUCCCCAUGGGGCACGGGGCCGAAGGCUGGGGACAGAGCAUCCUGGGGUUUUGUUACAAGGCUAGGCUUUAAAAUACCUUUAAAAGUUUCAUUUCAUCCUGUCUCAUGUCGCAGGACUGCUGUGUUUGUGAAAACGCAUUUGUUUCCACAAGACAAGCUCCAUGUAGUCGUCAGCGAGUGCCUGGCACAGGAGCUGCCCUGUGGAGCCAGCGUUGUCCCCAGCUGCUCACCUGUGGCCGUGGCUCCUUUUCUGAGGCUCCUGACUCAAUUCUUGCAGGUUCUGAUGGAUCAGGAGCUUACUUUCUAAAUGCUACAUAGAAGUGUUAAAGGAAAUUUGAUAGGUUCUGUAACAGUGGAUGGGAUUAAAAGAAAAAAUGUUACAUAUAUAUGGCUGGGUGGGGUGGUUCAUGCCUAUAAUCCUAUAAUCUUAGCACUCGGGAGGUUGAGGCGGGAAGAUCACUUGAGCCCAGGAGGUCAAGAACAGCUUGGGCAACACAGCGAGUCCCUGUGUCUACCAAAAAAACCCGCCAUAAAUAUAUAAAAUUUGAUGGGUUGUGAGAAGCCACCCCCUCAAGAAAGGGGGGUGUAGAGCAGCUUCCCUUGACAGGUGCCGUGGCUGCCCCCGUAGUGGGCUAUGUCUGUGCACAGGCGACAGGCAGGAGGGCUCUGGAGCUUCCCUUGUGGUGGGGGGUGCCUUCUCCCUGUGAGGAUGCUGAGCAGAGUUUGGAACCCAGACAGUUUCCCUUAGUGACAGUUCUCUGGAAAGGAGAAAGGGCAUUUAGAAGAAAUAAACACAGGGCUGAAUAUGGAGUUAAAUUUUAACCUCUUCAGACUGAUGGGUGCACACAAGGUUGUGUGGGGCCUCUGUGGAGCCUGCUCUGGCGUCCAGCCAUGGGACCUUAGGGCCGACGUGGCCUCUGCAGCACUGUGGCUGUGGGAGCAUUGUGUGUUGGGAUAAGAGAAGCCAGAGGGCCUCCCUGAAGCCAGCUCGUAAAGGAAGGUUCAUGUUUCAGAGAGGGAAGCGGCAAGGGAAUCUGAGUAUCUGAGUCCCUGAUGUUUGAACCCCCCCAACCCAGUAGAAGUGCAGUGAUUUAAGCCAUUUCCCAUCUGGCGGUCUGAAUUUUUCCCUUCAGAGGAGAGAAAUGGUAGGCCCAGCCUCCUGUGUUGUCUUUCUGGUGAGGGGACCCCCACGUGAGAGUCAGCACCUGUUUCUUCAGAGUUGCUGUCAAAAUAAUCACUGCACCCCCCACGGCAGCCGUGUGUGCAGCGCCCAGUCCCAGCCACCAUGGCAUGGGAGCGUCUGGAUCUGCGGGCGGACAGCCUAUCUCUGGGUCGUCGGCGCAGCUGUGGCAGAAACCAGGCCCUGGGGAGGUCCUGUGACAUGACUGCCUCCCUGAAGCAGCAGCAGGGUGCGGCUCGGGGGUCCUCGGAGGCUGGCGGUGCCCGCGGGUGGCACAGGGGCCCUCUCAUGGGCAGCACUUGGUCUUGUGUUUACAGUACUGGAGGAAUUCACAUUGUUAUUUUCUGGAUUAAGCUGCUAGAAAUAUCACGUAAUUAGAAAUUCAGUGUUUCGAGUAAGAUGUGUUAAACAUUGCUAAAAAUGUUACGGCUACAAUCUGUAACAGGUGUUCCAUUGUCAUAACUGUAUGGAAUUUUCUUGGAGGAUGUCAUUAGCUUCUGUUUGCACUGACUUGUGAGCUGUGUGUACACUGUGGUCAGAUUUCUGAAUACUGUAGAGCACUCACCAGCUCUGACCAUGUCUUGCUAGGGCCAGCCGGCUGCGUGUGCAGCGGGGCCAGCUGUCUUAGGGCUGAUACGUAGACGUGUGUUCUGUUGACAAUUAGUUCCCCAACGUUGUGGGGAAGAACUUAAGUGGUUUUCAAGUGUUGUAUGAUGUGGUGAGGCAGUGAGGGUCAGGGCACGUGGUCCCUGAGGAAGGGUCUUCGGGACAAGAGGGACUGUGCUCCCCAGGGCGUGGUGCCUCCCUAAGGGGAUGGUCAGUGCUCCUGGGUCGGUGCUGGCCAAGCCAGCCCUUCUGCAGACUGCUGUGGUGGGAGUUCCCUGGGACAGGGAGCCCCUCAGCCCCUUCCCUCCAGGGCAGGAACUGAGCCAGUAUGGGCGGGGCCGGCCCGGAGCUUCCAGGCGUGUUUGCUCUGUAAAUGUACCUCUGUCUUUAAGCUGUCUCAUUUUCUAGUCGCCGGCAUGUCUUGCCUAGAAAAGCAUUUGGAAUUGCUUAUGUUCAAUUACAGAAAUAAAAUGUUUUAUUUGCUGUUGUAGAA
Molecule: messenger RNA, 5461 nt
Organism: Rhinopithecus roxellana (golden snub-nosed monkey)
Lineage: Eukaryota; Metazoa; Chordata; Mammalia; Primates; Cercopithecidae
Gene: KLC1
Product: kinesin light chain 1
Exons: 16
Coding region: 324-2237 (637 amino acids)
Biological process (GO): axo-dendritic transport
Cellular component (GO): kinesin complex; membrane-bounded organelle; cytoplasm
Molecular function (GO): kinesin binding
Source: RefSeq, a predicted model, not a curated record